Messenger RNA from Mesorhabditis spiculigera, 1440 nucleotides. Lineage: Eukaryota; Metazoa; Nematoda; Chromadorea; Rhabditida; Rhabditidae. The record is from the annotation of a GenBank genome assembly.
AUGGACAACAUAGCCGGCUCGGAAUGGCUGGUGUUCAUCGUGAUGAUGCUCCAUCUUCUGCUCACCCCCGGCACUAAGGUAGAAGAAUCGUUCAACGUGCAGGCCACCCACGACCUCAUAUACCACAAUAUCGCACUCGAAAAUUAUGACCACCACGAAUUCCCGGGUGUGGUCCCUCGGUCGUUUUCGGGCCCGGUCUGCCUGGCCCUCUCCUCCCUCCCUGCCCGCCCGUUCUUCUGGCUCUUCGGUCUCCACAAGGUGUGGAUGCUCGUUUUUGUCCGUUUCGUGCUCGGCUCGGCAAUCGUGAUCGCGCUGCUCAACUUUUGCCGCUGCUUCCACUUCCUCUUCUACGCGUCGCGCACACUCCCGAACGUUUUCGCCCUGUUUGGAGUGCUGUUCGUCUACCAGAAAUGGCUGGAUGGCCAUCUACAGUCUGCCGUCCGCUGGGCCACCGCUUUUACAUUCGUUUUUCGAUUCGAGCUCGUGCUCCUGUUCGCCCCUCUCUUCCUCCCCUCGAUUCUCCGGGGCCAGCUCCCGCUUUUCGGCGAGAAUGGCGCAAUUUACACCGGUAUUUCCACGGCAUUAAAGGCGCUAGUUGUUACCGUACCCGUGGACUCGUUGCUGUGGGGCUACCCAAUCUGGCCCGAGGGGAUGGUCAUCAACUUUAACCUGUUGCAGAACAGAAGUCACGAAUAUGGGGUCUCCCCGCUGCUGUGGUACUUCUACUCGGCCCUCCCGCGAGCCCUGCUGUCUUCAAUCGUCUUCAUUCCCCUCGGGUGUCUCAUCGAUAGAAGGCUGCCCCCUCUCCUUCUACCUGCCUUCAUCUUCAUCUCGCUCUACUCGCUGCUCCCCCACAAGGAGCUCCGCUUCAUCAUCUACGCCUUCCCCCUUCUCAGCCUCCCCGCCGCCGUCUUCACUGCUAGAAUGUGGAUCAACAAGGAGAAGAGCUGGCGACGAUGGGCCCUCGCCUGGGGGGCGGCCAGUCAUUUGGCCGUCAAUGCCCUCAUUUCCGCCUUCAUCCUCUACGCAUCGGCCAGGAAUUACCCGGGAAAUGAUGCCGUCGCGUAUCUGCAGUACAUGCAACGAAUGGACGCCGCGAAACCCCUGACGCUUCAUAUGGACGGGAUGACGUGCCAGACGGGGGUCUCUCGAUUCCUCCAUCUCUAUCCGGAUUGGGAGUACAACAAAACCGAGAAUCUGACGCCCGCCCAGCUGGCCCGCUUCGACUUUCUCGCCGUCGGGUCGUAUGACGGGAAAUUGAGGGAGCUCGUCCAGGCCAACUACACCUCGACGCACCGUGUCCUGUUCGUCGUGCCCGCCUUCCACGGCGUCACCUGGAGAAAGCUGAAAGGGCCGUCGAUUGGCCGUUAUCUGCCCUUCCCCCUCGCCUACCCCGAGAUCCAAAUCACCGAGAAGAUUGCCGUGUUGCGGAGGAAGGAC